Molecule: messenger RNA, 1155 nt
Organism: Capsaspora owczarzaki ATCC 30864
Lineage: Eukaryota; Filasterea; Ministeriida; Capsasporidae
Exons: 4
Coding region: 33-1049 (338 amino acids)
Biological process (GO): carbohydrate metabolic process; glycosphingolipid biosynthetic process
Molecular function (GO): N-acetyl-beta-glucosaminyl-derivative 4-beta-N-acetylgalactosaminyltransferase activity
Source: RefSeq, a predicted model, not a curated record
UUUUUGUUGUCGUGGCAGCGCGAACACGCUCGAUGAUGGCUGUCAAACUCCUGUCGCGGUUAUCGGCUCAUCGCACCGUGCUGCUUGCCGUGUGCAUGGUGCUGGUGGUGGUUGGGUACAUGGUGUCUUCGUUCCAAGCGGCCGAGAAGACCAACAAACUCCUGGUGCGCAGCCAGUCGCACGCUCAAGGGCUCAUGGAUUUCAUUCAGCAGUUGGCUUACGAGGUGACAGAAACGUACCGCACCAGCCUUGAAACACCGGUUCAGCUUUGCUCCAACUCGACCUCGACGCUGGCCAUUGUUGUGCCCUAUCGAAACCGCGAAGCGCAUUUGAAAGUGUUCCUGCCAUGGAUGCGUCGACAUCUACUGGCCGAGCACGCACGACGGCUGGAACAAUGGUCGCAAGGGCUCCAAGAUCAGGCAAACCCACCCGUCUGCCAGUUUGCCAAGUUUGUCAUUGUCGAGCAAGCCGACAACACGCCCUUCAACCGCGCUUGGCUGCUCAACAUUGGGUCGGCGUACGCGUACUCAGAGUACGGUGCGGAUGUGCUAUCCUUGCACGAUGUUGAUACGCUUCCUCUUGACGGCGUGCACUACUUGAACGUUCCACCAUUGCCUCUCCAACUCUCGGGUGAAAUUGACCGGUACGGAUUUGUGCCGCACUAUCCUGCCAACGCUGGCGGUGUAAAUCUCCUGCAAUAUUCGCAGUUUGCGGCUUUCAAUGGGUUUUCCAAUGGAUUCGAUGGCUGGGGUGCAGAAGACGAUGACUUUUUCCAUCGUCUCGAAAGCGUAGGGCUGAUAGAGCGUGCUGGCAUCAUGAAUCGGCCACCGGUAGGGCAUGGAAGGUUUUUCACCCUUUCCUCGAAAGAUCACACGGAACGCGACAAGUCUGGCUACAGCGAGAGGAUGCAACAAACCUACGGCCGAUCGUACGACGCUGAAAGUAACGCCGCCGAUGGAUUGUCGACCCUGCGUUACCACCUCAAAGACGCCAUCGCACUUGCCGACGACACUGUGGUAUUGAAAGUGGUUCGCAAGCCGUCACACUAAGAUAACACAACAAAUGGAUGCGAUUUCGGUGUAAAAAUCAUCGUACUUGUCAAACGAAUCAUGGAUUGAUUGUAAAAUAGCAACAUUCUCAGGACACACCACAAGA